CCGGACCGCCCGCCGCACCUCUGCGGAAGCCCCAGCGCCUCAGCCAGCCCCGCGGACCCCGGCGACCCGAGCCAGGUGACUGAAACAUGGCGACCACUCCUGCUGCUGCUUUCGAGGCCCUCAUGAAUGGAGUGACAAGCUGGGAUAUCCCCAAAGGCCCUGUCCCCUGUGAACUCCUUCUUACUGGAGAGGCUGCCUUCCCAGUGAUGGUGAAUGACAAGGGCCAGGUCCUCAUUGCCGCCUCCUCCUAUGGCCAAGGCCGCCUCGUGGUUGUGUCCCAUGAGGGCUACCUGCUGGAUGCCGGCUUGGCCCCAUUUCUUCUCAAUGCAGUGGGCUGGCUCUGUCCCUCGCCCGGGGCUCCUGUUGGAGUGCACCCAUCCCUGGCAUCACUGGGACACAUCCUGCAGGGCUCUGGGGUUGAGACACAGAGUCAGCCAGAACCGGGAGAUUCUCUGGGGGUUUACUGCAUCAAUGCCUACAAUGACAGCAUGAUUGCGGAGCUGAUCCAGUUUGUGAAACGUGGAGGGGGCUUGCUCAUGGGGGGCCAGGCCUGGCACUGGGCCAGUCAGCAUGGUCGUGACAAGGUGCUGUCCAAGUUCCCCGGGAACCAGGUGACCAGUGUGGCCGGAGUGUACUUUACCGACACUUAUGGGGACAGAGGCCGGUUCAAGGUCUCUAAGAAGGUGCCCAAGAUGCCACUCCACGUCAGGUGUGGGGAGGAUCUCAGGCAGGAUCAGCAGCAGCUGCUGGAAGGGAUCUCCGAGCUGGACAUCAAGACGGGGGGAUUGCCCUCGCAGCUGCUGGUGCACGGGGCCCUGGCCUUCCCUCUCGGGUUAGAUGCCUCACUUGGCUGCUUCCUGGCAGCUGCCCGCUAUGGCCAGGGCCGAGUGGUCCUGGCUGCCCAUGAGGGCAUGCUCUGCGCUCCCAAGAUGGGGCCCUUUUUGCUCAAUGCUGUGCGCUGGCUGGCUGGAGGCCAGACAGGCAAAGUUGGGGUGAACACACGUGUAAAAAACCUGUGUGCCCUUUUGUCGGAGCACGGCCUGAAAUGCAGUCUGGAGCCCCACCUGACCAGUGACUUGCGUGUCUACUGCUGCGCGGCUUACAGUGACAAGGAGGCUAAGCAGCUGCAGGAGUUUGUUGCCGAGGGUGGGGGCUUGCUGAUCGGGGGCCAGGCCUGGUGGUGGGCCUCCCAGAACCCAGGCCGCUCUGCUUUGGCUGGCUUCCCUGGGAACGUUGUCCUCAACUGCUUUGGCCUCAGCAUCCUCCCUCGGACUCUCGACCCAGGCUGUUUCCCUGUUCCGACCCCCGAGAUGCGGAGAUACCACUUCCGCGAGGCGCUGUCUCAAUUCCACGCUACACUGAACCAUGGGGGUGGGAACUUGGAAAAGAGCUGGCUGGCAAAACUGGGAGUGGAUGGUGCAGCCUUCCUACAGAUUCCUGCAGAGGGGGUCCCUGCUUAUACAUCCCUGCACCGGCUCAUGAGGAAGAUGCUGCGCCUGUCAGGCCUCCCGGCCGUGAGCCGGGAAAACCCAGUUGCUAGUGAUUCCUGUGAGGCUGCCGUGCUCCGCCUGGCCACGGAGCUGGCGUGCUCUGGGACUGACUGCUCCGAGCUGGUGCAGGGGCUUGGGACCGGGACCUGCAGCUCCAGUCUGUCCCCCUCAGAACACCCCAUCACGGUGGAGAUCAAUGCCAGCAACCCAGGUGACGGUGAUUCCUGGGUGAGCACUGGGCUCUACCUCCUAAAUGGACACAGUGCCGAAGUCUCAGUGUCUGAAGCUGCGGCCUCCGCUGGCCUGAAGGUGCAGGUUGGCUGCCACACCGAUGACUUGACCAAGGCCAGCAAGCUGUCUCGAGCCCCUGUGGUGAUUCACCGGUGCUGUAUAGACAGGACCCAACGGUCGGUCUCCUGCCUCUGGGGUGGCCUUCUCUAUGUCAUCGUGCCUAAGGGCAGUAAACUGGGCCCCGUGUCUGUCACCAUCAAGAGGGCUGUGCCUGCCCCGUAUUAUAAGCUGGGUAAGACGUCCCUGAAGGAGUGGAAGAGCUGUAUCCAGGAGAGCCCAGCUCCCUGGGGAGAGCUGGUAACAGACAACAUCAUCUUGACUGUACCGACUGCAAACCUCCGAGCCCUUGAGGACCCGGAGCCCAUACUCCGCCUCUGGGAUGAGAUGAUGCGGGCUAUAGCAAAGCUGGCGGCCCAGCCUUUCCCUCUCCGCCGUCCUGAGAGGAUUGUUGCUGACGUGCAGAUCUCAGCUGGCUGGAUGCACUCAGGAUACCCCAUCAUGUGCCACCUGGAGUCGGUGCAGGAGCUCAUCAAUGAGACAGGCAUGAGAAGCAGAGGUCUGUGGGGCGCCAUCCACGAACUGGGCCACAAUCAGCAGCGGCACGGGUGGGAGUUCCCUCCACACACCACUGAGGCCACUUGCAACCUCUGGUCAGUCUAUGUGCAUGAGACGGUCCUGGGCAUCCCCAGGGCUCAGGCCCACACUGCUCUGAGACCUCCAGAACGAGAGAAGAGGAUCAAAACACACCUGGGAAAGGGAGCCCCCCUCCAUGAGUGGAAUGUGUGGACAGCUCUGGAAACAUAUCUCCAGCUCCAGGAGGCCUUUGGGUGGGAGCCCUUCACCCAGCUCUUUGCUGAGUACCAGACCUUCGCGGGCAUUCCCAGUGACAACACGAGCAAGAUGAAUCUGUGGGUGAAGAAGUUCUCUGAAAAGGUGCAGAAGAAUCUGGCUCCGUUCUUUGAGGCUUGGGGCUGGCCUGUCCAGAAGGAAGUGGCUGGUAGCCUGGCCUGUCUGCCUCAGUGGCAGGAAAACCCCAUGCGGGCGUAUGUCCGUACUAAGGAGUAAAAGAUGGGCAGCAAGGGGCGGAAGUGUAGAGAGGAAUGAUCACUCACCAGCCCCACCACCCAUGUUUCCGGCCUGGUUUACCUGGAGCCUGAAUCCUCUUUCCUAACUUGUCUCCAGGAAGGCGGUUAAGGUCAUAAGACAAAAGGAAACCAACUUUCUCAGGAAAUUUCUCUUGUACUUCUUUGUAUUGUUUCUCUGCUUAUACUAUUGCUCCCACCAAGAGACUUGGUUCACCAUCCUGGUCCUCUAGUGGAGGAUUUUUCAUGUUGGCACCUUGAGUUCCUGCAGGCUCUUGGCUUCUAUUGAUGACCAGUAGUUCUAAAAACCCUGGAUUACCAUAGUCAUCGAUAUCAGUCCCUCACCCCUGCUGGCCGUGAACAAAGCUCUUAAUUUUUUCUGCUUUGAGAAGUUUUCUAAUUGGAAGAGAGACAGACUGGUAUAAUGGACAGAGCCCUGAACUAGCUUUGGUUCUAUGGAAAAUCACUUAACCUCUCUGUGUGUCUGUAUUCUUAUCCAUGACAACAGGAUUAAAAGUCUGUUGUUUGAUGAUGGUGAAGGUGUCAUGCACCGCAACAUGCACACACAUGGAAGGGUAUUCCUUAGCUUUUGCCUGUCUCGUAGUGGCCUGUCUGUCCAGUUUAGUGUGGACAACCUGAAAACUGAAUCUCACUUCAGAGUAGACCACCUUCAGGAUUGCAUUCAGUCCCUGUGUAAGAGUAAAUAAUGAAUAUCAAUGUUGUUCCCACUCACGGUAUCGAUGACAGUGUUGGGGGUCCUAGACCAUCCUGUAUCCUUUCUCCCACCUCUGGAAGGAUUCUUGUGUAUAACCUGACCCAAGGAAUGUGUCAGCUCAGGAGAGAUGGUAUAAACCCAAACUGGAUGUUACAAAGCUAUUAGGGUUUGGUUUUCUUGGUUAGUUCCAUCUUCUAGCACUUUUGUUUCAACCAAAGGUAAAAGUCGCUUGAGCACCCCUACCAAGUCCAUAAAGCUAGUUGUCCUUAGCACAAACAGCGACUGGCUGCUCUGUUCUGAGAGGUCCACGGACAUGACAGGCUUCACUCUGGAACCGGAUUACUGGGUGUGGUGGACCAAAAUAACCCACAGUCACUUAAUGAACCCACAACCCAGCAUCCCCUGAGCUUUCUCAUCAUCUCAUUCCAACCCGUCCCAACUCUUUGGUGAAGUAGAGUUCUAAUUGGAGGUUCGUCUCCAGGAUUAAUGGGGUGUACACUUCGCCAUUUUUCUCCAGCUUGCUUUUAAACCAUAUUUUUGUUGUUUUGAAUAUCAUCCCCCGAGCUUUGUCGAGAGUAGAGUGGCUCCUCAGCGGAGAACUGACCCAGGGAAUGGCUUUUUCUGAAUCCCAUCAGCACAUCCCUCCCUCAAUUCUAGGAGAAUUUCCUUUUAUUUCACUAGCGUCCUUUGCCAGGUGCUCAAUAAGUAUUUGUUGAUUGAGAGAACAGUAUGACACCUGACACAUAAUGAGCAGUCAGUAUGUCCUGGGCAUUGUGGGAGGUAUUUUCUGUGAGUUAUCUCAUGGAAUUGUCACAACAGACCUCUGACGUAGGUACUAUUAUUGCCCUCAUUUCAUAGAUGAGGAAAUGAACCCGUUAGGGAUAUUUAACUUCUAAAGUCACAAAACUAAAUAGAGGAAGAGUCAGGGCUUGAUGGAAGCCCAUAGCAAUGAAAAAAUUGUGGAGCUUGUCUUCCGUGAAUGACUUACAAUUUAGACAGAAAUUCACCUAGAAAAUGGGAGUUCCACGAAGUUCUGAUUUAUCCCAUGUUCACUAUUGAAUUUUUACUAAAUAUAAAAUUUAACCUCCAAAAAGGUAUUGGUAUCUGAUUUUCUGAUGGUCUCAGCAUGUGAUUAGCCUCCCUUGAGGUAGAGAAAGUAUUUGAACCCAGGAGAUUCAACUCCACACCUGGUCUUCUUACUGUGAUGUUGGGGAGAGGUAAAUGGAUGGAUACUGCUGGGUGUAGUAGGUUGCCAUAGAGACAGUAGGUUGCCGACUUUUCCCUACACUCUCUGUAGUGGGAGUUGGAGCCCUUCUCUCUGUUAAGGAGAAACUAUGGCUCUGCUGCUUGUUUCUGAGUUCACAGUUAAUUGUCUAUAACUGCAACACUCAGAGUGUUCUGUGUUCCAGAGUACGUUUGCUCCCAAGGAUGUCAAUGUUGAUCUGGUGAAUCAUCAAUAAACACUGUUUGCCAAGAA
Molecule: messenger RNA, 5055 nt
Organism: Diceros bicornis minor
Lineage: Eukaryota; Metazoa; Chordata; Mammalia; Perissodactyla; Rhinocerotidae
Gene: TCAF2
Product: TRPM8 channel associated factor 2
Exons: 8
Coding region: 87-2846 (919 amino acids)
Biological process (GO): negative regulation of anion channel activity
Source: RefSeq, a predicted model, not a curated record